Messenger RNA from Stegastes partitus (bicolor damselfish), 1368 nucleotides. It is a transcript of the gene shkbp1, whose product is annotated as SH3KBP1 binding protein 1. Gene Ontology annotation, molecular function: protein binding. Gene Ontology annotation, biological process: protein homooligomerization. The transcript has 12 exons. NCBI's taxonomy places the organism in Eukaryota, Metazoa, Chordata, Actinopteri, Pomacentridae. The record is from RefSeq and is a predicted model, not a curated record. The annotation marks the transcript as partial.
GAAUUCAUCCCCACAAAAAACAUGGAUUAAAAGCGUGUAGCAGCGGCCUGCCGGAGUCACCAGCCCGCCAGAAGGAUGUCGAGCCCGGCGAGGAGCGGAGACAUCAUCCACCUGAACGUCGGAGGGAAGCGGUUCAGCACCUCCAGACAGACGCUCACGUGGGUUCCCGACUCCUUUUUCUCCAGCCUCCUGAGCGGCAGGAUCUCGACUCUGAAGGAUGAAACCGGAGCCAUCUUCAUCGACAGAGACCCGUCUCUGUUCGCCACCAUCCUCAACUUCCUGCGGACCAAAGAGCUGCAUCCUCGGUCCAUCAACGUGCACAUGCUCAUGCACGAGGCCGAGUUCUACGGCAUCACGCCGCUCGUGCGUAAGCUGCAGCUGUGUGACGAACUCGACAGGUCGUCUUGUGGGAACGUCCUGUUCAACGGAUACCUGCCGCCUCCAGUUUAUCCGGCGAAGCGUCGGAACCGCCACAGCGUCGCCGGCUCUCAGUUCAUGGCGGGUCGAGCGGUUCCGAUGGAGCGAGCACCGGUGAGACGCAGCAACACGAUGCCGCCCAACCUGGGCAACUCUGGGAUCCUGGGCCGGAUGAGCGGCGAGGAGCGGACGUCUGCAGGUCCGUCCUCGGAUCCCGGACUGGUCCGGAUCAUCUGUGGUCACCACAACUGGAUCGCUGUGGCCUACGCUCAGUUUGUCGUCUGCUACAGGGUGAAGGAGUCGACCGGCUGGCAGCAGGUCUUCACGUCUCCUCGUCUCGACUGGAUGAUCGACAGAGUCGCCCUCAACGCCAAAGUGAUGGGCGGCUCGCUGGGAGACAACGACAAGAUGGUGGCCGUCGCCUCGGUAACGGAGAUCAUCCUGUGGGCCAUCUGCCCCGACGGCAACGGCAACGAAAUCGGCGUCUUCAGUCUGAACGUGCCGGCCGAGGCGCUCUUCUUCGUUGGUAACCAGCUGAUCGCCACCAGCCACACCGGGAAGGUCGGAGUUUGGAACGCCGUCACCAAACACUGGCAGAACCAGGAUGUGGUUCCCAUCAGCAGCUACGACACCGCCGGUUCCUUCCUGAUCCUCGGCUGCAACAACGGAUCGAUUUACUACAUCGAUGUUCAGAAGUUUCCUCUGAGGAUGAAGGACAACGACCUCCUGGUGACGGAGCUCUACAGAGACCCGACUGAAGACGCCAUCACCGCUCUGAGCGUCUACCUCACUCCUAAAACCAGUGACAGCGGGAACUGGAUCGAGAUCGCCUACGGGACCAGUUCAGGGACGGUCCGAGUCAUCGUCCAGCAUCCGGAGACGGUCGGUUCAGGACCUCAGCUGUUCCAGACCUUCUCUGUCCACCGCAGCCCGGUUACCAAGAUCAUGCUG